This is a messenger RNA of Chaetomium strumarium, 1377 nucleotides long. RefSeq names its product Rad9-domain-containing protein. NCBI's taxonomy places the organism in Eukaryota, Fungi, Ascomycota, Sordariomycetes, Sordariales, Chaetomiaceae. Gene Ontology annotation, biological process: DNA replication checkpoint signaling; DNA repair; mitotic intra-S DNA damage checkpoint signaling. The record is from RefSeq and is a predicted model, not a curated record. The transcript has 7 exons. The coding region runs from base 1 to 1377 and encodes 458 amino acids. Gene Ontology annotation, cellular component: checkpoint clamp complex.
AUGGUGAUCCUAAACUUUACCCUCAGCGAGGAGGGCGUUGCUGUACUCCACGAUGCACUUGCCUGCAUGUUCAAGUUCAGCGACGAUGUCUGCUUGGAGGCGAGAAAGGACAAGUUGACUCUGACUACGCUCAACAUAUCCAAGUCAGCGUAUGUCUGCUUCUCCUUUGCCGCCAACAGAUUCUUCUCGCGAUACAACUUCGAAGGGGCACCUCAGUACCGGGACCGCUUCUUCUGCCAGUUAUACAUCCGCUCUCUCCUCACAAUCUUCCGAGCUCGUCAAGCGGGCGGCGACCAAGCGCGGGAAAGAGAUGCAUCGAUAGACCGCUGCGAUGUGGCGAUCGACGACGGCCUCGGCAAGAAGAGCCGGCUUGUUGCCAGGGUCUCCUUCAGAAAUGGCAUCACGGCUUCGCACUCCCUUCCCUACGAAGUGAAGCCCCCCACUCACGCUAAGUUCAACAGAGACGAAGCAGGAAAUCGCUGGUCAAUCUCCUCCCGGACUUUACGGCAGCUGAUGGAUCAUUUCGGCCCGGGCAUAGAGCUCCUCGACAUCAACACAGACGAGGAGGCUCGGGUGGUUAACUUCACAUGUUUUACCGAGAAGGUGCAGAAACGCGGCGCUGUCAGCAACGAAGCUGUGCUCAAAAAGCCUCUCCACACUAACAUUGCGGUCGAGAUGGACGAGUUUGAUGACGUCGAAGUCCAAGACAAACUUCACAUCAUCAUCAGCGUCAAAGACUUUCGCGCUAUUCUCCAACAUGCCCAGAUGACCAGCGGAGCCCUAACCACCAGUUAUUCCCACCCUGGUCGUCCCAUGAAGCUAUCCUACGGCGCAGAUGGUGUGCUGUGCGAGUUCAUCCUCAUGACCGUCGGCGAAAAGGACGCCUUGAGCCAGAAGCACAAGAACCCCCGAGCGAAUAGCGUACCGAAGGCUGCUAGACCGGAGCUCGAUUCAGAAUCGCAUCGAGCAAGCUCGGUCGCAGCAAAUGAGAACCAACAGGAACCGCCGGCUUCUACGGCUACUAGUAGGCCCCAACAGCAGAGGACGCCUGUGCGGCCACGCCAGUCUGGAUUCGAAAUCCGGCCACAACCGAUGCCGCCUCCUACAACGGCUCGAUCCGAUUCGCUGUUCGUUGACCGGGCGGAAGACGAUGAGCAGUGGGAGCCGAUAAACCCAGAUGCGGACGAGGAGGAAGAGGAAACGGCAAGGUUGGAGUGGAACACCACGAAUGAGCCGAACCCGUCAUCCAUACGCAUUGGCAGCUAUCUGUCAAGACAAGCCGAAGCUCCAAAUGUUCCUCCUGAUCGCCUUGCUGCGGGACUUGAGCCGACUCAGCGGCUUUCUGAGGUCCGCCGUUUCGGUCUGUUCUCUCCCUGA